Naegleria gruberi is the source of this 414-nucleotide messenger RNA. RefSeq lists its product as uncharacterized. Lineage: Eukaryota; Heterolobosea; Eutetramitea; Acrasida; Naegleriidae. The record is from RefSeq and is a predicted model, not a curated record. The transcript has a single exon. The coding region runs from base 1 to 414 and encodes 137 amino acids.
AUGCCAUGCACAUCAGCAGGUUACGACUUGGACUUUGUCCAUCAACAACACAAACACGAGCAACAGAAAAACCAAGUUAAAUAUAAUGAAGGUGUUCUAUUGAAAAAGAUACUUUCCGAUAAUUUCUUUGCCUUGAAUGGAGAUACCAAUGAUGAAACAAAUGUAAAGAAGGAAUUGACCAAGUUUGUAAUUGGAAUGUCUUUUCCGAUACAUCAGUAUACACUGAUACCUUUGGAGAUGUAUUUUGUUUGUAGGAGAUUUGUGAAAUUUCCUGUAAAGAGUGUAAAAAUUGAUUAUUUGUAUUAUGAUUUGGAAACAAUUCGGAAAGAGGUUGAGAUUAAUGUUGGACAAAAGUUGGUGGUGGUGUCUGAUUCGUGUGUUGAUAAAUCGUCAUUAUCAAAUGGGACGAAAUAA